UACAGAUCUCGCGAGUGUUUGUUGCACAGCGAAUCACAAUGAGCGAGAUGCACAACGGAGCGGAGUUUGGAGGCAUUUCGGUGCACAAUUUCUCCGAGAAGAUUUUGGAGCAGGUCGUUCACUUCCACGUGAUGAAGCUCGACGGUGGGUUCUUCCUGUGGGUCGGUUCGGCUGCGGUUCUGUCCAACCUGGCGGUCUCCAUGAGCAGCAAAUACGAUUCGAUGCCUUUGUCCACAUUAGUGAUGGGAGAUCCGUCCAACACCACAGCAAGUUCUCUGUCGCAAAGAUUAGCAAAAAGGACCAGAAAGCAGGUGCUUGUGAGUUACAGUCUUCCGAUGACAGAUUCCAGCCUCAGUCUGUUGGUGGAGAACCGGAUAAAAAAGGAGCUGGAGCUUCAUCCGGAGUACUUUUAAACUCCUCCUCCCACAGUAACCAACCCCCCCAACACCAAUCACCGACACACAGUCACAUCCAGUGUUCUUUUAUUGACAUAAUAAAUUAAACGGUUUAUUAUCAAAACA
Messenger RNA from Nothobranchius furzeri (turquoise killifish), 521 nucleotides. RefSeq names its product proteasome (prosome, macropain) assembly chaperone 4 (gene psmg4). The record is from RefSeq and is a predicted model, not a curated record. Gene Ontology annotation, biological process: proteasome assembly. NCBI's taxonomy places the organism in Eukaryota, Metazoa, Chordata, Actinopteri, Cyprinodontiformes, Nothobranchiidae.